This is a messenger RNA of Periconia digitata, 1065 nucleotides long. Lineage: Eukaryota; Fungi; Ascomycota; Dothideomycetes; Pleosporales; Periconiaceae. The record is from the annotation of a GenBank genome assembly.
AAUAUUUUUGCUUUUUCCCACAACAUCGUUGCGACAUCCACAAUGCCUUACGUUGAAUCCAAGUUUGACCCCAAGGACAUGCAGUUCCGUCCUUUGGGCCCAAAACUGGCUGGUCUCAAAGUCUCGCUCUUCUCUCUCGGCGGUUGGUUAACCUACGGUGGGACGCAAAAGGGAAACAUUGUCAAAGAAUGUAUGGAAGCUGCCUGGUCCCAUGGCAUUAAUUUCUUCGAUACCGCCGAGGUGUACGCCCAGGGCGAGUGCGAGGUGGAAAUGGGAAACGCUUUCAAGGAACUUAACUGGCCCCGGGACGAAUACGUCUUGUCUACCAAAGUCUUUUUCGGAACAGGCCGUAAAGAGCCAAAUACCAGGGGUCUAAGCAAGAAGCAUAUCGUAGAAGGUCUCAAGAGUUCGCUGGCUCGCCUGCAGCACUCAUAUGUUGACGUUGUCUUUGCGCAUCGCUACGACCCGGAGAUACCGAUGAAGGAAAUCGUCGAAGCUUUCACUCAGACCAUCAACAUGAACCUCGCAUACUACUGGGGCACCUCGGAAUGGAGCGCCGAGCAGAUCUUGGAAGCACACGAGAUUGCUGAGAAAUACAACUUGAUCGCACCCGUAGUUGAGCAGCCACAAUACAAUGCUUUCCACCGCGAGAGGUUCGAGAAAGAGUACGCUCCCUGCUGGGAGAAGGGCAUGGGUAGCACCAUCUGGAGUCCUCUGGCUUCAGGUAUCUUGACUGGCAAGUACGACAAAGGUAUUCCAGAGGGUUCCCGCUUUGCUACAAACAAGGACUUCUUCAAGGAUUCUGCUGCGAAGCUUCAGUCCGAGGAAGGUCAGGCGAAGCUGGAGAAGGUUCGACAAAUGGGGAAGAUUGCGGAGAAGAUUGGCGGAAACACCACCCAACUUGCCCUUGCCUGGGCUGCGAAGAACCCUAAUGUCAGCACCGUCAUUCUCGGAGCGUCUAAGCCUGAACAGGUCCAUGACAACUGUAAGGCGUUGGAGCUCUUGCCCAAACUUACCGACGACAUUAUGAAGGAGAUUGAGGACAUCCUCAAGAACAAGCCUUGA